Tetranychus urticae (two-spotted spider mite) is the source of this 1810-nucleotide messenger RNA. Its product is annotated as TAR DNA-binding protein 43. Gene Ontology annotation, biological process: regulation of gene expression. NCBI's taxonomy places the organism in Eukaryota, Metazoa, Arthropoda, Arachnida, Trombidiformes, Tetranychidae. Gene Ontology annotation, molecular function: RNA binding. The record is from RefSeq and is a predicted model, not a curated record. Gene Ontology annotation, cellular component: chromatin; nucleoplasm.
AAUGCUGUAGUUCACAGCAUACUGAGUCUGUAGCAAGUCUCUCCCACCCUAAGUGUAAAACAAACCAGUGCUCAAUAAAAUUGUGGAUAUUGUUUAAACUGACAUUCACUAUCAACCAUUUCUUUGGCCAUUUUUGAUAAUUUAUUUAAUUUAAUUUUGUCGACAUCUAAUUUUUUGUGUGUAUUAUUUUGAUUGACUGUUCUACUGACGCAAGUAAAACUUAAUUUAAACAAAAUGGCAUGCUAUGUUCAGGUUUGUGAGAAUGAAACUUCUGAGCCUAUUGAAUUACCUAUUCAAGAAGAUGGAACCAUGCUGUUGACAACUCUAACUUCUCAAUUUCCCGGUGCCUCCGGGUUGAGAUAUCGUAAUGAGGAGACUGGGACGAUGAGAGCUGUGAGUUUGGUUGAAAAUAAAUUUCAAGCUCCAGAUAAGGGAUGGUCAAAGAUUUCAGUAUACUAUGUUGUGUUUCCUAAAGGUGAUAACAAAAGAAAGAGUGAUGAUGUAUCUGAUGAAGAGUCAAGUGUGAGGAAAAAGCCUACCAAAUGUACUGAUCUGAUUGUGCUUGGUUUGCCGUGGAAGACAACUGAAACUGAGUUGAGAGAGUAUUUUGAGCAAUUUGGUGAGCUUUUAAUGGCUCAGGUUAAAAAAGAUCCUGAGACUGGUCUUUCCAAAGGAUUUGGCUUUAUUAGAUUUGGUGACUAUGAUACCCAGAAGCAGGUUAUUCAGAAACGUCACAAUAUCGGUGGACGUUGGUGUGAUGUGCGUAUUCCGUUGUCGAAGGGUGAUGCUUACAGUACAGAGUAUGAUCGCAAGAUUUUUGUUGGGCGUUUGACUGAGGACAUUACAACUGAAGAUUUGCGUGAAUAUUUCUCCAAGUUUGGUGAUAUAACUGAUGUGUUUAUUCCAAGACCAUUCCGGGCUUUUGCUUUUGUUACGUAUGAGUCGGAAGUUUCUCAGAAUAUCUGUGGUGAUCACAUUGUGAAAGGAGUUUCUCUGCAUGUCAGUAACGCUGUGCCAAAAAGUGAGAUGAGCUCUAACAGAUUUUCUGUAAACAAUCAUUUCAGCCCUUAUGGCCCUGGUAAUCAGAUGAGUAAAAUUUCUCACGGUGGAAUGCCACCAAUGAGUAAUCCUACUUCUAGGUACUCCCAUCAGCCCUACUACUCAUCUUAUGCCGCUCGUCGAGCUACUUACGGAUCCCAACCUUUGCCCCGAAGACUUGACUAAUGCUUGGUCAUGCAUACACAGAAAGCCAUUUCAUAAUCAAUAUGCUCACCAAUAACACAGAUUUUUCUAUUCUGUCCUUUUCUCUACCAAUUAGCCCACUCUCAUCAAUCUUUACACUUAUAUGUCUGAUGAUUUUUCCUAUACAUCUCAUUACCAAUAUUCCCAUACUCUUUAAAUCUUGUCCUAAAUCAUUUAGCUUUCACUUUUCCUCCCUAAUCAUCCUUUUUUAUUAACUUCUCAUCAUUACUUUGGAGCAAAUUGUCCACCGUGACUCUGACUGUUCCCCUUUCCUCGUCAUCUAUGUUUAUCAAUCCUUCUUUAAUUGUAAUAAUGUGCAAGAUCAAAUAUUGAUCUUGUCGGUCAGAUUCCCUUCAAAUUAUGAAAAGCUGUUCCAUCAAUGAAUUCAAUGUAUUUAUGGGACUUAAUAAUGCGAUCCAAUCUACAAUUUUGAUUGUUAAAAUUUUCAUGAUAAAUUCGAGGACAGUAAAAGAUUGAAAAAUGUGGAUAAAAAAUACUCAGUUUCCCAUUCGUAAUGUCAGCUGAAAAUUAAAUUGCUAUUGAAUGAUAAAAUCAAUUGUUUACACAA